Penicillium daleae is the source of this 1320-nucleotide messenger RNA. RefSeq names its product putative proline--tRNA ligase AIM10. The transcript has a single exon. Gene Ontology annotation, molecular function: proline-tRNA ligase activity. The record is from RefSeq and is a predicted model, not a curated record. The coding region runs from base 1 to 1320 and encodes 439 amino acids. Lineage: Eukaryota; Fungi; Ascomycota; Eurotiomycetes; Eurotiales; Aspergillaceae. Gene Ontology annotation, cellular component: mitochondrion. Gene Ontology annotation, biological process: prolyl-tRNA aminoacylation.
AUGAAGGACCUGUACACUUUCGAUUACAGUGCGGAGAAGGCCCUUGAGACAUAUCGCGCUGUGAAACAUGCCUAUACCCAAUUAUUUGAUGAACUGAAGAUUCCAUACCUUGUCGCAGCAGCAGACUCAGGAAACAUGGGAGGCAAUCUCAGUCACGAGUAUCACUUCAUCAGUGCCAAGGGCGAAGACCGGGUCGUGAGCUGCUCAAACUGUGACCAUGUAUACAAUGAAGAGCUUGCAGACGGCAAGAGUCAUAGUUUCCCCGAAGCAGUCGGGAAGGGCUCUGUACCUGGCUUCCAGACAGAGGAGGAUGUCCCCGUUGAAGUUGGCUCAACAGUCUCAACCGGUAUGUGGAUGGCCAUUUCGCACGAUGGGAAUACUCUUCUUCGGGGCUGGUUCCCCAAAUUCUCGUUGAAGAAUGGGUUCACCGAGCCGGAGGAGCGUCACGUCAACUCCCAUGCCGCCAAGGCAAUUGCAACAGCCGCAGGCAUCGACCUGGACCUCAGUGUGGAGAACCCGUUGGAGAAGUGGGUUGCCCAUGUCAAGUCUCGCAAAUCGUCCGAGAAGCCUCGUGUGCUUGACUUGUACGACUCGCAAGUGCGGGUAUACCAACGCCCGCCGCUCAGUGAUCUUCUCCAACAGUCCGGCUGCACUGCUGCAGAUAUUGAGUACACCAUGAUGGACCGUUUCCCUGGGACCUCAAACAAGCUCAGCCUUGUCCGAGUCCACGACGGAGACCGAUGCUCGCAGUGUGGGGAGGGCAUUUUGACCAGCAACCCUGCUGUCGAACUCGGCCAUACUUUCCAUCUCGGCACGCGGUACAGCGAAGUCCUCAAUGCCUCAGUGUCCGUCAACUCGGCCGUGCUUGAUGGAUCCGCUGAAUCGGGAGGCAAGUCUAGUAAAGAGCUAAUCGUCCCUAUGCAGAUGGGCUGUCACGGAAUCGGAGUUUCGCGCAUGAUCUCAGCCGUUGUGAACCGGCUGGCAGAUGACAAGGGAUUGAACUGGCCUCGGGCCAUCGCUCCUUUUGAGGCUGUUGUGGUUCCUGGCAAGGGAUUGGACUCGGUAGCUGAAGAAGUCUAUGACAGUCUCACCUCAGGGAGUCUGAAACCUGUGGACACUCUUCUCGAUGACCGUGACAAGGGCAUGGGCUGGAAACUGGGCGACGCUGACCUGAUCGGCUACCCAGUCAUCGUGGUAGUUGGCAACGGCUGGAAGAAGAACCAGGCCCUGGAAGUACAGUGCCGCCGUCUGAGUGUCAAAGAGGAUGUUUCCCUCGAGGAUCUUCCCUCGUUUGUUCAAGGCCUGCUCUCUCAGCUGUGA